Messenger RNA from Trypanosoma rangeli, 579 nucleotides. Its product is annotated as receptor-type adenylate cyclase. Gene Ontology annotation, biological process: cyclic nucleotide biosynthetic process; intracellular signal transduction. The transcript has a single exon. The record is from RefSeq and is a predicted model, not a curated record. The coding region runs from base 1 to 579 and encodes 192 amino acids. Lineage: Eukaryota; Euglenozoa; Kinetoplastea; Trypanosomatida; Trypanosomatidae.
AUGCGGUACGUAGAGCCCGCUGCGCGUGGACUGGCGAUGGCGCAGCUGGUCGGCAUCGUAAUCGCAGUGCUGCUUCUGGUCACCAUCAUUGCGGUGGGGGUGGUUGUGGUGCUGCUGUGCUGCUGCCGCGACUUGCGUAGCAAUGCGACUGCGCCGAAGGAGGCAACGGACCCCGUGGCGCUCGUGUUUGCCGACAUCGAGAGCAGCACGGCGCUGUGGUCCGCGUGGUCCGAGUUGAUGCCCGACGCCGUGGCGACGCACCACCGGCUGAUCGCGAGGUACCGCAGCUACGGGGUGAAGACGAUCGGCGACUCGUGCAUGGUGGCAUGCAAGAGUGCGUUUGCCGCCGUGCAGCUUGUGCGCGAGCUGCAGGGGGUGUUUCAGCGGCACGCGUGGGGGACGAGUGCGCUUGACGACGCGUACCGCAAGUUUGAGGAGGGCGGGCGUAGGAGGGGACGGAGGGGUACGUGCCGCCGACUGCGCACCUGGACGCCGCGGUGUACUGGCAUCACUGGAGCGGGGUGCGGGUGCGUGUGGGGGUGCACACCGGGCUGUGCGACAUCCGGCGCGACGAGGUGA